GCCGUUCGUGGGUUCCCUCAGCCAUGUUCGUGCCAUCGCAUUCCAAUCGUGCCAUGCAUCACACCUUAUGCAUUGCUCCUCAAAGGAUCGCAAGCUUCAUGCUCGGACAGAGUUCAUUCAUACCGGAAAUAUACACAAAGUGCGUGCUCACUCAAGACUUGUUGCGCUUAUCAUGCAAGUGGGACGUUCACUGCACGACUAGGAAGCACAUCAUUCGCAGACACCAAGACUACUGAAGGUGAAUAG
Messenger RNA from Cylicocyclus nassatus, 246 nucleotides. The record is from the annotation of a GenBank genome assembly. NCBI's taxonomy places the organism in Eukaryota, Metazoa, Nematoda, Chromadorea, Rhabditida, Strongylidae.